AUGGUCCGUAGUUGUAUCGGUGUGGUCUCGUAUGGUCCAAAUCCUAAGAAUCCCAUCUUCGUUCUCUGGUACGUCGUCGUCGUAAUGAACGCCACCGGAAAGCCAUCUGACGGUGAGCCGAACGUAGUCUCGCCCACUCAAAGUGUAUAUACCGGCACAAUUAGCUUCGGGCUCAGGCAAGGCGGACGCCUACGCCCUUUCAGUCGGGUCUCGCUUCAAUUCGAUCUUAUUUCGUCCGGUCACCAUUGUUGUAAGGUGGUGGGAAUGCGUGACCUGUUGGCCCGCAAUCCGAUCCUGAACUAUACGGUGAGAACACCAAGAGGCUCUCUACUUCAUUCCCGUGGAAGUUUCAUCCGUAUGCACUCCGGCUGUUCAGCUGUCUUGGCUUCCGCUGGACCCUGUGCUUCUAUUUGCUAG
Colletotrichum paranaense is the source of this 417-nucleotide messenger RNA. RefSeq lists its product as uncharacterized. Bases 1 to 417 code for a protein of 138 amino acids. The transcript has a single exon. The record is from RefSeq and is a predicted model, not a curated record. Lineage: Eukaryota; Fungi; Ascomycota; Sordariomycetes; Glomerellales; Glomerellaceae.